Plasmodium gallinaceum is the source of this 3693-nucleotide messenger RNA. RefSeq names its product DNA mismatch repair protein MSH6, putative (gene MSH6). The coding region runs from base 1 to 3693 and encodes 1230 amino acids. Gene Ontology annotation, cellular component: MutSalpha complex; nucleus. The transcript has a single exon. NCBI's taxonomy places the organism in Eukaryota, Apicomplexa, Aconoidasida, Haemosporida, Plasmodiidae. Gene Ontology annotation, biological process: mismatch repair. Gene Ontology annotation, molecular function: ATP-dependent DNA damage sensor activity; mismatched DNA binding; ATP binding. The record is from RefSeq and is a predicted model, not a curated record.
AUGCCUGAAAUUAAUAAAGAAAAUUCUUCAUGCUUAUCUAACUCAAAUAAAAAACAGUCAUCUAUUUUAAGUUUUUUUAAAAUAAAUGAUACUAAAAUAAAAAAAAAUGAUGGAAAUAUCAAUAAUUUAAAUAAUAAAAUAGAUAUAAAAAAAGAAAAUGAAAAUAAAAUAUGUGAUAACAUAAAGGAUAAAGAUGAGGAUUGUUUAAAUAAUGACAAUAAAAAUUUUAACAAUAAUAAUGAUAAAAAUAAAGUUGAAUUAAAUUCAAAACUAAAUACAUUAGAUAACAUUACAUCUAAUAUAGAAAAGAACAAUGAAAAAGAAAAUAUUAAGAUAAGUAACAAUCUAUUUGAUAAUGAUAUUCAUAAAAAUAAUACAUUUUUUAAUCAAGAGUGCAUUCUUAAUGAAGAGUUAAGCACAGAAGAAGAUAUUAUUAUAAAAAAGAAAAGAAAAAUUCUGCUUGAUUCUUCAAGUGAAGAUAUAAAUGAUAAUAAGCAAAAAGAACCAGUUAAAAAUAUGAACAACAAAGGCGUUGAUGACAAACUAAACAACUUAUUAUAUCAGCCAAAUCAAAAAAUAGAAGAAACCCUAUUUAAUGAAAAAAAGAGCAAUGAUAUAAAGUAUAUACAAAGAAGAAAAGGAGAAGAUACACAAAAGUCUCAAGAAUUAGAUUUUUUAAGAAAUAAAUAUUUAAGUUUACCAAUUAGUAUGACAAAUGACAAAUUCCGAUUAUAUAUAGAACAAUAUUUUUUGUAUUGUAAUACUUUUGAGUUCCCAAAAUGGAUACAACCACAAUAUAUAAGGGAUAGUAAUCUCAAUAACCCGGAAGAUCCUAAUUAUGAUUGUACAACUAUGUGGACUCCUUCACCUGAUCAUAAAUGGGCUCUUGAAUAUAAACAAGCUCAUUAUACUCCUGGUAUGCAACAAUUUUGGAAGAUUAAAGCUAAAAAUUUUGAUAAAAUAAUAUUUUUUAAAAUGGGAAGAUUUUAUGAAAUAUUUUAUAUAGAUGCAUGUAUUAUGCAUACUAUAUGUGGUUUGAAUUGGAUGGGUGGAGAACAGAAACCACAUCUAGGAUUUCCUGAGCAAUCAUUACAUUUUUAUGCAAAAAAAGUUAUUAAUAGUGGGCACAAAGUUGUUGUAAUUGAACAAAUGGAAACACCUAAAGAAUUAGAACAAAGAAACAGAGAAUGCUCAGGGCCAAAAGAUAAAGCUAUUAAAAGAGAAGUUAAUGAAAUAUAUACAAAAGGAACAAUAUUACAUGAUAAUAUGCUAACUGCUGAAACAAAAUAUUUAGUUUGUUUUUAUUUUGAUGAAAUAGAAGAGCUUGAAGAUUCCAAUAAUCAAUCAAAAGUUAAAUGUAAUUUUGGGUUUGUUGUUAGUGAUAUUGCUACUUCAUAUAUAGCAGUUGGAUAUUGCAAUGAUGAUGAAUCACGAAUAGAAUUGAGAACAAUACUUGCUCAGUUGUGCCCUGCAGAAAUUUUAUAUUGCUCAAAAAAUAUUAAUAAAGAAGUGUUAUCUAUUUUUAAAAAUAUUGCAGCAUCUCCUGAAUUAACUAGUCUAAACAACUUUCCAAAUAUAAUUACAUCUUUAGAUGAAAUUAAUAAAUAUUUUGAAAAUAUGCCUAAAAGUUUAGAAAUUUAUAAAGAACAAAAUAGCGUAAUUUGCGCAUUUGGGGGAUUUAUUAUAUAUCUGAGAUCAUUAUUAUUAGAUAAGAAAAUUUUUAAAUUUUGCAAAGUAGAGCAUUAUGAUUUAUUUAAAAAGGAGAAUUAUAUGGUAUUAGAUGCAACCGCAUUAAAACACUUAGAAAUAUUAGAAACGCAAUCAGGAGAUACCAAAAAUUCUUUAUAUGAUUACUUGAACAAAACGUGUACUAAUUUCGGUGCUCGUAAUUUAAGAAGGUGGAUAUGUAGCCCAUUAUUGGAUUGCAAAAAAAUUAAUGAAAGAUUAGAUGUUGUAGAGUUUUUAAAAAAAAAUGAGCAUAUUUUAUCACUUAUUAGAUUAAAAUUAAAGAAAUUACCUGAUAUAGAAAGACUAUUAAACAAAAUAUGUAUUCAAGCGUCACAAAGUGAAAGAGGUGCAGUUUUUUUUGAUAAUAUUGUAAACACAAAAUUAAAGGAAUUUGUAACUUUUUUAAAUGCAUUUAAAGAAAUGGAUACUUUAUUAAAGGAGAUAAAUACAAUAGAUAAAGAUGAUGAAUUACCUUCUCGUCUCUUUGAGAUUUGUAACACACCUGAUAAUAAAAAAAACGAUUUAAAAGGAUCUUAUCCAGAUAUAGAACAUAUUACAAAUGAAUUUUUGCAAAAAAUUGAAUUUGAUGGAGAAAAAGAAUAUAAACCUGCCGAAGGUUGUGAUGAAAUAAUUGAUGUGAUAAAUAAGAAAGAAAAAGAUAUUGAAAAUAAAUUAAAUCAAAUAUUAACUAAUAUGAAAAAAUAUCUGAAAAUACCUACUUUGAAAUUUGUUCAUGCAAAAUAUAAGUAUGAAGUAGAGUGUCCUGAUAAUGUUCCUAAAUCUUUUUUAAAGGAUGUUGAAAUUACAUCUGCUAAAAAGGGUUAUGUUCGUGUUCAAAAUGAAGAAAUAAAAAAUUAUGUAGAGAUGUUAGAUGACAUUGAGCAAGAAAAAAAAGAUGCUAUUUAUCCAUUUUUUCAAAAAAUUUUUCAAUUAUUUUAUACACAUUAUGAAAAAUAUAUAUCUGCAAGUAGGUUAAUCGCAGAGUUAGACUGUUUACAAGCAUUUUCAUAUGUAGCUUUAAACACUUCUUUUUCAUUAACUAGGCCAAUACUGCACCCAAUAUGUUAUGAUAAUAAAGAAAAGGAGAAAAAAAUAAAUGAAGAAAAGAAAGUAGAAGAAACACACAAUUCUCAGAACAUUCUUAAUAGUAGUGAAAAUAAAAAACCAAUCUUAAUUUUAGAGAAUAAUAUUCAUCCUGUUGUUGCUACACUGAUGCCUAAUUUUAUUUCAAAUAAUAUUUAUAUGGGAUGUGAUAAAGAAGAACAAUCUACUUUGUUAUUAACAGGACCAAAUAUGGGAGGAAAAAGUACCUUGCUGCGUCAGACAGCUAUUUCUGUUAUUUUAGCACAGAUAGGUGCAUUUGUACCUUGUACAUAUUGUGAAUUAACUAUUGUUGAUAAGAUUUUUACAAGGUUAGGAUCAAGUGAUAACUUAUUUGAGGGAAAAAGUACUUUCUUAGUAGAGUUGGAAGACAUUUCUAAUUUAUUAAAACAAAGUACAGAAUACAGUUUAGCUAUUUUAGAUGAAUUAGGUAGAGGAACUUCUUCUUUUGAUGGAACAGCAAUUGCAUUAUCCACUUUAGAACAAAUAUCGGAUAUAAUUAAAUGUAGAUGUAUUUUCUCAACACAUUAUCAUUUAUUAGUAGAAGAAGUUAAACAUAAUAAAAAUAUUUCUAACUAUCACAUGAGCUUAAGUAUUGAUGACGAACAAGAAAAAAUUAUAUUUUUAUAUAAAUUUAUAAAAGGAGUGUGCCCAAAAUCUUUUGGUAUACAUAUAGCUAAAUUAGCUGGUCUUCCAAAAGAAAUCAUUGAUUUAGCACACGAAAAAUCAAUUUUAUUUGAAAAUGUAACAGAUGAAUUUUGUAAAAUUAUAAAAUAUAAAAAUAUUACACGUUCUUUAUUAAAUGCAUUUGAUGAUCAAAGCUUAGCUUCCCUCUUUCACAAAUUCAAAAAGGAUUUUUCUUAA